Molecule: messenger RNA, 1293 nt
Organism: Thelazia callipaeda (thelaziosis nematode)
Lineage: Eukaryota; Metazoa; Nematoda; Chromadorea; Rhabditida; Thelaziidae
Source: the annotation of a GenBank genome assembly
AUGCCGAUCAGAAUUAAGAUGGCUAAAGAUUGCGCCGAUGUCAUGGAAAAUAAUGGAGUGAAAUUAUGUGCUGAAAAUAAUGUAAUCAAUUGGAGAAAUUCUCUGCCUGCAUCAAUGGUUCCUAAAAGUGACUUAAAAAUAUGGAACCUUCUUAAGAAGUGUAUUGGAAAGGAUUUGACACGGAUUUGCAUUCCAGUAGUUUUCAAUGAACCACUCAGUUUCCUUCAACGUCUUGCUGAGUACAUGGAAUAUGCGCACUUACUGGAAAAAGCAAAUGAAUGCACUGAUGACGUUCAAAGAUUAGAGUAUGUUGCUGCAUUCAUCGUUUCAUCAUUGUCGUGUAAUUAUAUGCGACUGUCAAAACCAUUCAAUCCACUUUGGUUCGAAACAUAUGAGUUGGAUCGGACUGAGCAAAAUGGUUAUCGUUUUAUUGCUGAGCAGGUAAGUCAUCAUCCACCGGUAUCGGCGUUUCAUGUUGAAUCUAAGAAUUUUACAUUUGAUGGCGUAAUUUCGCCACGGCUGAAAUUUUGGGGAACAUCUAUCGACGUGCAACCGUCGGGAAAUUUUGAACUAAAGUUUCCAAAUUAUAAUGAAGUUUAUAAAUGGAAAACGCUCAAUACUGUCAUUCAUAAUAUUGUUAUGGGUCAAAUGUACAUACAGUUGGAUGGACAGUUCCAUAUAUUCAGUAGCAAAGGACUAGACUGCAAAUUGUGUUUUAGAAAUAGUGAUACUGGCCCUUCAAGACAAUGUACCUUCUUUCGAGGACAAAUUUCAAAAGGUGAUCAUGUUCUAAGAAAAGUUUAUGGGAACUGGACAACAUUUCUUGCGACCUGCGAAGUUACCCAUUUUGAUAUGCGUUAUAAUAAUUGGCUUGAAGGCAGCAAAGAGCUAUUUCAAAAUUUUUAUGAAGAAAAUGUGCCUUUAAUACAAGGUUCAAAAUUGUUAUGGAAAAGUAAUUCUCGGCCUGCAAAUUCAUCUGCUAUGUAUAACUUCACUUCGUUCACAUUCCUUUUAAACGACCCAUCUGAUCUAACAGAUUUAUUGCCUCCAACUGAUAGUCGAAGAAGGCCCGACAUUCGUUUAUUAGAAGCAGGUGAAUCAGACGCAGCUGAAAGAGAGAAGGAACGCCUAGAAGUUAAACAAAGACAGUCCCGUGCUUUGAUGAAAAAAACACUGGAAAAAAAACCCAAGUGGUUUGAGAAAGUGCAGUUAACUAGCAAAGACAGUUUACCGUGGGUUUUCACUGCCAAGUAUUGGGAUCGUAAUUAUUUUGAUUGUGAGAAUAUUUAUUGA